Stegodyphus dumicola is the source of this 2096-nucleotide messenger RNA. RefSeq lists its product as uncharacterized. NCBI's taxonomy places the organism in Eukaryota, Metazoa, Arthropoda, Arachnida, Araneae, Eresidae. The record is from RefSeq and is a predicted model, not a curated record.
UAUGAACCAUCAUCUGAUUAUGCUUCUCAUCGGCUCAAUGUCGCAAACUUGCCAACACUGUGAGGCGAAGAAAUGGAAAGGUGAAGCCCCAGGUAUGUGCUGCAGUGGAGGAAAAAUUCGAUUAUCACCGUUAAUAGAUCCUCCUGAGCCCCUACGCACUUUCCUCAUUGGCCAGUCUUCACAGGACAAACACUUCCAAGCUAAUAUCAGACGCUACAAUUCCUGUUUCCAAAUGACCUCUUUCGGCACAACAAACGAAAUUAGAGAGCCUGGAUACAUGCCAACAUUUAAAGUUCAGGGUCAAGUUUAUCAUCGCAUUGGCAGUCUACAGCCCCUACCAAAUGAAGAGCCCAAAUUUAUGCAAGUUUAUUUCGUUGCCAACAGAACAGAACAGGCGCAGAAACGUUGUAGGAAUGUUCCAGAAACCAGAGAGGACAUAGUACUUCAGUUGCAAGAUAUGCUUCAUCAUGAAAACUCCUACGUCCAAAGCUUCAAAUCGGCCAUGGAAAAGAUCAGUCCUGAAUUAAAACUCCUUAUUUUAGCCGACGAAACCCCACGCGGUGAGCAUGAAAGGCGGUUCAACGCUCCGACAUCAUCAGAAGUGGCUGUAAUAAUGGUUGGAGAACAGCAUGGAGCAAGAGACAUAGUUUUAGAAGAAAGGAGUGGCACCAUCAGAAGAAUUGCCGAUACCCACAGGUCUUACGAUGCACUACAGUACCCACUUCUCUUUUGGCAGGGGGAAGAUGGUUAUCAUUUUGAUUUACGCCAAACAAAUCCAACUACGGGAAUGCCACAAACAAAGAAGAUUUCUGCAAUGGACUUUUACGCUUACAGGAUCAUGAUGCGCUCUUCGACAUUCAACAUUUUACUGCGAAGCAAAGACCUGUUUCAUCAGUUUAUUGUGGACAUGUAUGCCAAGAUUGAAUCCGAAAGACUGCGAUACAUUCGAUUGAACCAGAAGACGUUGAGAGUGGAACAAUAUGCCCAUUUGAGGGAUGCCGUUAUGAAUGAUGGAAAUGUUGCUGACAUGGGACAGUUAGUUAUUUUACCGUCCAGCUUUACAGGGGGGCCCAGGUACAUGCACGAAAGGACCCAAGAUGCGAUGACCUAUGUGCGAAACUACGGUAGACCGGACCUUUUCAUCACCUUCACCUGCAACCCCAACUGGAAAGAGAUACAAGAAGAACUUUUCGAUGGACAAAAGCCCCAGGAUUGCCAUGAUUUGUUGGCAAGAGUCUUUCAUCUCAAGCAAAAGGCACUCAUCAGUCUUAUCACAAAGGCGAAGAUUUUUGGUGAUACUCGAUGUUACAUGUACACGAUAGAGUGGCAGAAGAGAGGACUUCCUCACGCCCACAUUCUGGUUUGGCUGAAAGACACCUUGCACGUCCAUAGGGUCGAUGAUUUCAUCAGCGCAGAAAUCCCGGAUCCAGAAGAAGACCCAGACCUCUUUACCACGGUCACGAAACAAAUGGUGCAUGGCCCCUGCGGAAGCAUAAAUCCCCGCUCUGUUUGUAUGAAGGAUGGAGUCUGCACGAAGCGAUACACUCGCCAGUUCUUGAAAGAGACGCAGACGGGACAAGACGGAUAUCCACUGUAUCGUCGUAGAAGCCCUGCAGAUGGAGGUUUUACAGCAAGCAUCAAUCUACGAGGAUCAGAAGUUUCGGUGGACAAUGCCUGGAUUGUUCCUUACUGUCCACUACUAUCCAAAAUUUUUAACGCACAUAUCAACGUUUGAUUUACGCAAUUCUGUCAAGUCCAUAAAGUAUGUAUGCAAGUAUGUCAAUAAAGGAUCCGACAUGGCUGUAUUUUAUGUCACCAGUGGAGCCAAUGAACUGAAUGAAUUCAUCAAUAUGAGAUGGGAAGAUACAUUAGCAGCAAUGAAGCAGUGUGGAGAAUACUCAACUUUCCAAUCCACGAACGUCAUCCCACAGUCGUUCAUCUAAGCGUCCACCUUGAAAAUGGCCAGAGAGUGUACUUCACUGAAGAAAAUGCUGCUGAACGGGUCCAGGCACCCCAGGAAACAACGCUCACAUCUUUCUUCAAGCUGUGCACCCAAGAUAACUUUGCUCGCAAUUUACUUUACAACCAAAUUCCAA